AUGACGGAACCAAAGGAACCAAACCGUGGAAUCGAGUUGCAGAACCGGAACCGUGAUGAGGAAUCGGACACAGUGACGGCAGGUACGGAAUCGGACAGAAAAUGGAAUCUCGACCCGAUCCAGCGGGCGAUGGGUCAACUCGGCUGGUGGCACAUCCUUGUCUGUGCCGUCGUGUUCCCGCUCAAGUUCCCGGUCGCUUGGCAUCAGAUGAGCAUCAUCUUCCUGGGACCAACCGUCAACUACACGUGUGCCUCGGAUCCGGCGCUGGAUAAAUGUGACAAAGCUUGUACGAGCUGGAGCUACGAUAACAGCACGUUCCUUACGACCAUCACGAGCGAGUGGGAUCUCGUGUGUGCCAACGCUAACCUGGUAAAGCUGUCACAAACCAUCUUCAUGUUUGGCAUCCUUGUUGGAGGUGUUCUCUUUGGUUCGCUCGCUGACAAGUAUGGCCGAAGACCUCCACUGGUGAUAGCGGUCAUCAUUCAGCUAGCUUCCGGUGUCGGUGCUGCCGUCAUCGGUAACUUUUGGGUGUUCGUAGUACUCCGUUUCCUGACAGCUGUCGCCACCGGUGGUACUAUGGUGACCAGCUUCGUCCUGGUGAUGGAAAUCAUUGGCCCCAAAUGGCGCGAGCUGUUCUCCGUGCUGUACCAGAUCCCGUUCAACUUGGGUCACCUGACACUGGCCGGCUUUGCGUACUUCCUGCGCGAAUGGCGUGAUCUUCAGUUCGCGCUCUCGAUAUUCUCCGUGCUGAUGUUGUCCUACUAUUGGCUGGUGCCGGAAUCGCCCCGUUAUCUGUUCACGUCUGGCAAUCUGGAUGGCGCAGUGUCGGUGUUGGAGACCGCGGCCAAGCGCAACAACCUCCAGACGGACACGAUCCGUGCCGACAUCGAGCAGUACGCGCGGGAAAAGUCUCGUAACGCGUCCGCAUCCGCUUCCAAAGGCAACGUGCUCGAUCUGUUCCGCACGCCUAACAUGCGCGCUAAAACGCUUUACAUGUGUUUCAACUGGUUCGUUUGUGGGUUGGCGUUUUUCGGUGUGGCUCAGUACAUUGGACAUGCCGGUGGUGACAUUUAUACGAACGUUGCGAUUAGUGCCGCACUCGAGUUGCCUGGUACGCUGCUGUGCAUUCACAUGAUGAAGGCGUACGGCCGUAAGAAGACGCUGAUUUUCUCCAACACGCUGGCUGGGAUCUCGAUGUUGGCGAUCGCGUUCGUACCGAGCACGGCCAGCACACUCAACGUUGGGCUGGCGUCUGUUGGACUCAUCGGCAUGAGCAUCAGCUUCCCGACCGUGUACCUUUAUGCCGGUGAGCUGUUCCCGACUGUCGUGCGAAAUGUUGGCAUCGGAACCGCUUCUAUGAUAGCCCGAUUUGGUUCGAUGAUCGCACCCUUUGUGGCUGGAAUGGGCUCCAUCGCGUACUGGCUGCCACCGUGCAUUUUCGGUCUGGUUCCGUUGCUCGGAGCGUUGUGUGUGUUCUUCUUGCCGGAAACUCAGGGCCACCCACUUCCGGAAACCCUCGAGGAUGGUGAGAACUUUGGCAAACGCUGCUCGGGAACGGUGGGCACAAACGGAACGGUGGCCGGUGUGGAGAACGGCAAGCAUUAGCAUGACCUGUUCUGAGGAUCCUUCGGCGCAGCAGGAUUCCGAACUUGUGUUAGCAUUUCUAGUUUAGUGUUCGAUCUGUUCCUGCCUCCAGGAAUGUCGCUUUGCGGUAAAGGGCACGAUCGAAGGGCGUCGCUAGCCUACCGGACGGCACUAUGUGUCCGCCCCGAGCCUUACAGGGAACGGAAAACGUCCUCCAUGUGGAGCAACUGCCAGGCAGAGCGUCAGGGCACAUUGAUGUAUAUUUUAUUUUACCUUUUACUCUACAUGUGUAAGUAGUGGGCAAGAUUUUCGUUUCGCCGAUGAACAAACCGUGCUCGGAAAACGUGGCCGCCUCUGUGACAGUGAGUAGUGGUAGAUUAUAGCUCAGUAGCAUCCACCGAUGGUGGCAAGUUAGUAGCUAUUCAUAGCGUGAUAAAUAAACUUAGUCCAAUCAAC
Molecule: messenger RNA, 2040 nt
Organism: Anopheles nili
Lineage: Eukaryota; Metazoa; Arthropoda; Insecta; Diptera; Culicidae
Product: organic cation transporter protein
Exons: 4
Coding region: 1-1605 (534 amino acids)
Biological process (GO): transmembrane transport
Cellular component (GO): membrane
Molecular function (GO): transmembrane transporter activity
Source: RefSeq, a predicted model, not a curated record